This is a messenger RNA of Oncorhynchus kisutch (coho salmon), 970 nucleotides long. Its product is annotated as gamma-crystallin M3-like. Gene Ontology annotation, biological process: visual perception; lens development in camera-type eye. The record is from RefSeq and is a predicted model, not a curated record. Gene Ontology annotation, molecular function: structural constituent of eye lens. Bases 295 to 726 code for a protein of 143 amino acids. Lineage: Eukaryota; Metazoa; Chordata; Actinopteri; Salmoniformes; Salmonidae. The transcript has 3 exons.
CACUGCUGGUGGUCAGGGUACUCUCCAGGGGUCAGCACGUACUGGUAGCCUCCGUAGUUGGGGCGCUCGUACAGCACCCAGCAGCCGCUCUCCACCCUGAUGGAGUUACAGCGGCUGAAGUAGGAGUGCAGGUCUGGGCAGUCGCUGUUGCACUCAUAACUAUGACCUUGGAAAUUCUUAUCCUCAAAGAAUACGAUCUGGAAGAGAGAGAGAGAAAGAGAAAAGCCUGAUCAUUUCUACAAGGACAGGAACUUCCAGUGCCGCUCUUAUGAGACCAACCAGGACUGCCCUGACAUGUCCUCCUACAUGUCUCGCUGCCAGUCCUGCAGGGUGGAGAGCGGCUGCUUCAUGGCGUACGAACGCCCCAACUUCAUGGGAAACCAGUUCUUCCUGAGGAGGGAAGAGUACUCAGACUACAUGCAUAUGGGAAUGAGUGACUCGGUCCUCUCCUGCCGUAUGAUCCCUCUGCACAGAGGAUCCUUCAGGAUGAGAGUCUACGAGAAGGAGAACUUCAGAGGUCAGAUGCACGAGAUGAUGGAGGAUUGUGAGUCCUUCCAGGACCGUUACCGCAUGGCCAACUGCGAGUCUACCCAGGUCAUGGAGGGACACUGGCUGAUGUACGAGCAGCCCCACUUCAGAGGCAGGAUGAUUUACGUGAGGCCCGGAGAGUACAGAAACCUCAGGGAGAUGGGAGAUGCCUCAUGGAAUCCUGUUAGGGUAGCCUAGUGGUUAGAGCGUUGGACUAGUAACCAGAAGGUUGCAAGUUCAAACCCCCCGAGCUGACAAGGUACAAAUCUGUCGUUCUGCCCCUGAACAGGCAGUUAACCCGCUGUUCCUAGGCUGUGAAAAUAAGAAUUUGUUCUUAACUGACUUGCCUAGUUAAAUAAAGGUAAAUAAAUAAAUACAUAUUUUAAUUUGUAGCCCUUUUCAAUUGUGAAACACGUAGUGGAAAUGCAAUAAAAUACCAUCU